CAGCCAUGUCGAUUCUCCGUUCUUAUCCUUCUUUCUUCUUGUCGUAUAUCACAGAAAGCAAGAAAAAUAGAAACAGAAACAGAGUAGAACUCCAUGGCACUCCCCACGAAUGACUCCACGCCCAACACCAAGAGCUCAGCUCUAGAAGCCUUAUCCCAGGGAACAACGGCCCUGCCAGGAAUUCCCCAAUUCACCGAUAUUGAGAAGCAACGCGCAUACAUGCUCAAUCACAUGGUGGGUGCCUUCCGGGUCUUUGCGCGACAGGGCUUCGUGGAGGGUCUGGCUGGGCAUAUAUCGCUGCGAGAUCCGGAAUUCCCUGAUCGAUUUUGGACGAACCCCCUAGGUCUACAUUUCGCGCUUAUAACCCCCUCCGACCUGAUCCUGGUCAACGAAGAAGGAAUUGCCGUGGGAGGAAACACAUCUCGGCCGGCGAAUAAAGCCGGAUUCCUGAUCCACAGUGCCAUCCACAAGAUACGACCAGAUGUAAACGCGGCAUGUCAUUUUCAUUCUCCCUACGGCAAGGCCUGGUCGGCGUUUGCGCAGCCGCUUGAGAUGCUCAAUCAAGACGUUACGGCGUUCUACGGAGCCGCGCAGAGUGUCUAUGGGGAGUUUGGGGGCGUGGUUCUCAAGCGAGAGGAAUCGGAUGCUCUGGCCAAGAGUCUGGGGCAGGGGAAGGGGUUGAUAUUACGGAAUCAUGGCCUGCUGACUGUUGGUGGCACUGUGGAUGAAGCCGCUUAUCUUUUCCUUCUUAUGGAGAGGAGCUGUCAGAUUCAGCUUGCUGUUGAUGCGGCCGUGGCUGCUGGUCGGAAGAAGGUGUAUGUUGAUGAUGAGAGUGCAAAGUUUACUUACGAAAGUAGUGAUCCGGAGAGCCUUUUCGCCGAGUUUCAGGUGUAUCUGCAGUAUGAAUCUGCCGUAUCUCAUGAUGGAUACAAGGCUAUUUGAAGGAUGAAAGGGAAUGCAUAGGUUCUUGUGAUUGAAGCAGCAGCAAAAUGAAUUCGAGCGUCAACUCAGUACCAAUACUCGUAGAUCGCUGUAUUUCUCCAGUACUUGGGUCCAGGGAGCGCUCUGCAUGCCGGGAGAGCUUCGAGCUUGCCAGACCUUCUGAACAGCCUCCAGAGCCACAGUAUACAUGCGAAUACCAGUCGACUGACCGGAACGUUCAAGCCAUCUGGCAAUCUGCUCUCUUAAUCGAGGCUCCAGCGCUUCGCAUCCUGCAAUGAAUCCCGGCCAGCAAGUAUUCGAUGACUGAUCCCCGUAUCUCUCCUUUUGUUUGUCAUAUUCAAGAAGAUGGUAUAUCGUCUGCUGGACGUAUUGUUGCAAAAUCGCAGCAUUGACGUCUCUUACACAGCGAUAGAAGUAGAUAAGGAGGGCCUUCUGCACUGCUUGAACUAGGUGAAACGGAAACUGCUCGGAGAGAGGGUAUCCUAGAUUAUGUCGUGUCGUAUGGUAUUCCCAAUUGCAGAUGUUGCUUUCCAAGUCCUUGAUUUUCGCAGCGAAUGCAUCGUAGUCGGUCGUCUUUGAUCUGCCGAGACUUUGCAAUUGGUCCACUUCGCCAGCCAUUUGUGUCGUUUCAAGAAUGAGCUUGAAUAGCGACUGAGGAACCGAAUAUAUCUCCUCGAAUGCCGACUUGCAGGGGACAUGGUGCAGAAUCCCGUAGGAAUCCAAGCCAUUUGCACUUGGGGGAGGUGAGCAUGGUCCAAGCAGCUGAUCCCAGCUUGAAAGCUGUGUAGAUGAAGAUGAAUAUAUUGGGAGACCUCUGGAUUCCUCUAUGGCAUCUGACCUCGACGGUUGAUCGUCGAUGCAGGUACGCUCUGUCAACACGCGGAGGUAGAGGUAGAUGCUGUGCAACAUACGCACUUUGGAUGAUCGAGUUACCUUCUUCACGCCGUGCAGGCUGAUGAUCUUUUCAAUAUCCCACAGGUAGUGUGCUG
Monascus purpureus is the source of this 1931-nucleotide messenger RNA. The record is from the annotation of a GenBank genome assembly. NCBI's taxonomy places the organism in Eukaryota, Fungi, Ascomycota, Eurotiomycetes, Eurotiales, Aspergillaceae.